Molecule: messenger RNA, 1167 nt
Organism: Cladocopium goreaui
Lineage: Eukaryota; Dinophyceae; Suessiales; Symbiodiniaceae
Source: the annotation of a GenBank genome assembly
CUCACCUUGCGAGCAGCACAGCUGUCAAAAUCCUCAGCUAUGGAUCAGUUUUUAACUCCCUGACCCGGCUAUGUGGAAGGCCGAAACGAGCCACACGCCCAGGCACAUCCCUCCGCCCUUCAAGGUCUUCCAGGAGGACAGCGAUGGUGAAGAAGUGGAAGUGGAAGUAGAAGUCGAAGUCGAGGUGGACGAGGAGGCAUUGGAGCCACUGGAGCCACCGGAGCCACCUCCGCCGCCGUGGAGGCAGAAGGACACGCGGCAAGCGCGGCCGACCGCGAAGACUGUGAGCGCAGCCACAGGCGCCACAGGCGCUACAGGCCAACGACCUACCACAAAUCGUUCUUUGGCCAAACGUAGUGCGGUUGAGUUGGCUCAACGUGAGGCCUGCAAGGUAGUGACACAGGAAGAGUCCGUGACUGCCAAGGAAAAGACAAAAGGUGGCAAGGGCAAAAGUAAUGUCCAAAGUGCCAGAGGAGGUGUCUUAAUGGGUGCACGGGCCAAAGGGGCCAAAUGCAAGGGCAAAACAAGGGCCGCCCAAGGCGGCAAAGAACGUGGUGGCACUGGCCUUGCCGAAGUGCUGAGUGGCAAAGCUGGAAAUGGCGAGGAGGCAAACAUUUCCGCGAAGGAAGAGCCGAAAAAGCCACAGGCUGGCAAAGGCCAAAAAUUAAGGUUGCCAAGACCCAAAGUCCCCAAGCCGAAAGCCUCCGAGAUGUUGCAGGUCAAGUUACCAGAGGUGCAGCCUACGCCUAAGCGGCGUCUGGCUCCGAAGGUGCCGAAGGAGCCUGAGGCACCGUUCAUGGAACUGCCAGAGGAGCCAGAGACUACGGGCUUUGAGGAGCUGGGUGACCUUGCUGACCGAUGGAACACUGAUACCUUUCAUGAGGAGCAGGAAACAACAGCGGCUAUGGACCACGUGUUGGAUAUGGAAGAUGCCAAGAAUAUGGAGCACUCUUUUGAGGAUCCCAUCGAGGACUAUCCCGAGGAGCCGCUGAUCCUCCCCAAGCGCACCUCUCUCAUCGCAGAACUGUUGACGGACUUUGGAUGCUUCAAACAGAGAAAAUGCUGACGUCGAGAUCCGUGGACGUUUACAAGGAAGGGCCUCGGGACGUCCGACAGGUUGGACACAUGCUGCGCCGCUGUGUUGCGGCCACGGUGUCCUUUCAAAAG